GUCACUGUCACGAGUGUCAAUUUAGAUUCAUAAUAAUAGAGAUUAAUUAAUGUAGGUCAAGAAAUAUUGUUUAUUUAAGAAAGAGUCGAAGAAAUAAACAUUAAAUGUCGUUUUUUUUUAUUUUUAGCACUUUGCUCCUAAUGCCGAUAGAAGCAGUCAGCUUUCACCUCAACAACAAGGACAAAUAUUGAGCGAUAUCCAGCAACAUCAACACAGAUUUGAUUUGCCUCGAAAUCAACAACAAUUCGAACCUCAACAUUUCCAGACAAAUCAAAAUUUCCAGUCGACGAAAACAUUACAGACAUUUUUGAAUCAGCAGCAGUUUGUUUCUCAGAGCCCUUUACAACUGAAUACGCAAGAAAGUUUUGCUCAAAAUGAAUUUUUGAAUAAUUUGCCUUUAUUAAAAUCGAUACCAACGAACGUUGUCCCCACGCCGCAGCAAGCUUAUCAACAAAUAUCCCCACCAACUAAUCAAGUGAUUUUUCCAGAUCAAAAACCUUCCGAAAGGACGAAAGUCAUUCAACAUCAUACGCAAACCAGUUUCCAACCGGCUCGCCAGUCACUUCCGCUAGGACCACAGUUCAUUCAACCCAGACCAACAACUGAUCCCAUUUCCCUUAUAGAACAACAAAUCAAAUCGUUAGAUCCAGAAAAACACAAACAAAAAAUUAAAGAACUAAGAGAAAAACAAGCUAUAAUCGAAAAACAUGCUCAGUUCGUUGAAAAACAAUACGAAAAAGCGCUUAAAAAAGCACAAGAGGAACAUCAAGCUUUCAUCGAUAGACAGAGGAACCAAAAGAAGCAACUUUAUCAAAAAUUGUACAAAACUUCUGCGGAAACAGUUUCGUUACCACAAACAGCACCAAGAUUAUUAUAUCCAGAAGAAAUUAGUUUAUUUGAACAAGCCGUUAAACAAUAUUACGACGAACAUCCAACAACUACUUCGAGUCCUAGUACUAGUAGUACCAUUUCACCAACAUUUCUACCUACAGCGUUACCACAAUCUAAAGUUAAAUCGAUACAAACUUUAGAAGACCUGAAUCAAUUAAAAAACGAGUACAAAUCGCAAAAAAUACGAAAAGAUGAUCUCCUCGAACAACUGAGAUUAGCAAUUGGUAGAAGACAAGAAGAUGAAAGUGAAAAAACUUUGAGUUCUAGGGAGAUAUCAUCAUCUAAAGCAAAAACAAAUCAACUAAACUCACCAGGUGAUCAAGCAAACGCUUCCAAAGGGAAAGAAGAUGGAAAUGUCCUACUACCAAGCGGUCACCAAGUGAAUAUAUUCGGAACCACUACUAUUCCGAAAGAAAUAACUUUACCGAACGGACAAAAAGCUCAGUUGAUCGCCAGUACCACCCAACCGACGCCUAUAGAAGAAAUAAUACUUCCAAACGGGGAAAAAGUCGAAUUGAUCAAAACUUCGGAUCCCAGUUUGGUACCUGAUGGUGUUAAAGUCGAACCUGGUAGCGAUUUAGAAAAAUUAGUAUUUUCUAGAACAACUACAACAACGGAAACACCACCGAAAGCUAUUUUAGACGAACUUACCAAAACCGUACCGUCUUCUAAUUACGAAUUAUUAAAAACAGGCGCGAGUGGAAGUUUAGAAUCCAUCGGGAAGAACCUCCCUGAUGAAAAAAAAGUAACGUUCGUACUUUUAGAAGAACAAAGUGAUGGUACUUUGAAAAUACAAGGCGUCAAAGGAAACGAUAAAGAUAAACCUGUCGAUGUCGACGCCAUUUUAAACAAAAUUAGAAAAGGAGAAAUAAAAUUACCAAAUAAUCCUAAUAUAAGCACAACUACACAUACACCCGAUAUAAUAUCCUCAACUUUACGCAAUGAUUUUACAACGUUAGGUGAAAUACGUGCUACUAUUACCCCAAAUUCGUUCGCUACCGAAGAACCCCGAUUCGUUAGUACCAUAAGUGAAUAUAACGAAGAAGAAACUGGAAUACCAUCAUUAAAAACCAAUAUAGGUACGCAAAUAAUCUCGACUUCAACGCCAUCAACUUACUUUUCAAGUACACCUCGUAUAUUAAACAAGGAUUUAUUAAAUCAAGCGUCUAGUGUACAAGAAUCGCCGAGUAAAAAUUUGCUAGCUCCCAAACCUACGGAAAUAACGAUACAACAAAAUUUUUCUCAAUUAAAUCCCAUACGAGAAGUAGAAAAUUUAAAAUCUGAAUUACCAGAGAUAUUAAAAAAGAACGGAUUGUUCGCUAUGGCGAAGUUUUUAAAACAAUCUGGUCUCGAUACGAUUUUGAACGAGACAGGUCCAUACACGAUAUUCGUACCGACCGAUAAAGCUUUUAGAACUUUGUUGAUUCAAUUAGGGGGGCCCGAGAGAGCGGAGGAAAAAUUUAAAGAAAAUCCGAGGUUACUAAGUGGGCUAUUGUUGCAUCACGUAAUACCGGGUGCGUUUAAAAUAAAUUCUCUACAGGAUGAAAUGACAGGUGUGUCUUUGGCGGGAACUCAAUUACGAGUGAAUCAAUAUGCUAUGCACGAUAAAGAAUGGAACGAUAUCAAAAUUACUACUAUAAAUGGAGCCAAGAUAUCAGAAGAAAACCAAGAUAUCGAAAUACCACAAGGUGUCGCACACGCUAUAGAUAAAGUUAUGUUUCCUUUACCAGUUGGAGAUAUCGUUCAAACACUGCAAUCAGAUCGAGAAAGGAGAUUCACUAGUUUAUUAAGAGCAAUAUUUGCUUCUGGACUCAAUGAAAUGCUUCAGAGCUCAAAAAUUUUCACGUUGAUCGCACCGACAGAAAAGGCGUUCGCUGCUUUAUCCACCGAGGAUCUAAGCAAAUUAGUAACCGAUAAAGUUUUAGCGCGAGAAUUGGUUCUCAGACACGUAUUAUCAGGGACUCUUUAUACCAAUGGUAUGAGAUACUACCAAAUUAAAGAUAGUCUACUACAAGAUCGACAAAUUACCUUCAGUAAACAAACAGGUACCACUAAAUCACUAAAUUCACUUGUAUGGUGUUUAACUUUUGUUUACAGUUUUUCAUUAAUGUUUUCGAUUCACUUUAAUAGACUUUACAGUAAAAAUAUUUCAUUUAUUUGAGUUAAACUAACACAAACUGUUCCUCAUAUCAAUAAACUUGUAGUGGAAAAAAUAUAAAUAUUUCGACUUGUGUAUAUACAACUAAAUAAAUAUUUGCAAAACCAGGGUUGCCACAUUUAUUAUAUAACUUUCCUUUAACUAAUUAAUUUUUUUUAUAUCAAACGAAAUAGUACUAGGUUACCGAUAUAACUAAAUAUUUUACCAAAAAAAAUUUUUUAGGUAUAAAAAUUUUUUAAUAAGAUCGAAAACAAAACCAAAAAAAUUAUCAGUUGCUUUAAAAAAAUGGCGUUGUAUAUUUUAUUUUAAGUAAUUAGUUAAUUAAGUUUAGUAAAAUGAAAAUUUCUUGUUGUAAUUGUAGGAUAUUUGAUUAAAAAUAAAUAAUUAAUUAAUUAAAUUUGAAAAAAAAAAUCAAACUACCCAUAAUUUCAGUUAAUAUAUAAGAAAAUCAUUCGAUCUGGCAACACUGUACCAAAUUGUAAUCUGUCAUCUUUUCUUCUUUACGGACUCGAUUAUAGACUUACUUAUAGUUUUAAAACAUUCACAUUUUACGAGAGAUAAAAUAAUUAAUAAUUAAAAAUAACAAAUUUUCAAUUAUUAAAUUAGCUCUAUAAAUAGUUAAUAUAUGAAAUAUUUUGUUAUAGGUAAAGUGAAGGUGAAUAACAAUCUUCUAACAACGCAGAACAUUCCCGCUACGAACGGUGUUAUCCACGCCAUCGACAAUCUACUUUGAAUGUAUUUCGAUGAUAUUUUAUGAUUUUUCAAUCUGCGAUCGCCGUCAUAGAAAAGAAGAUUUGUUAGUGUAAUAGAUAAACAAUUAUCAUUAUACAAUUACUUUUAACAAUGCAGGACUCGAUAAAGGUACAAAAUUUGUUAAACUAAUUCCAUUUAUAAACUAAUUGAUGUUAAAAGGGUUCAGGUAAGCUUUAUAUUAAUCAUGUCAAUACAUUUUUAUUCCGGAUUUUUUUUACAUGACAUAUAUUGCAGUAUUUUGAAAUUUUUUUUACUUAAAGUACAAGAAUUUAGUUUCUGUAUUACUUUUUACGUAAGGCAAAGUUGUUUUUUCUAUGACCUGCAUCAACAAUUUUAGUUAAACGAAACUUUUGAGUGCAAACUUGUUUGAUUUACUAAAUUAGGUUUGUCAUGGUAGUUUCCAGUUUUCGAGAAAUUUUAUUGAAUAUGACACUAUGUGAUAUCCUAUAAACACCAUAAAUUCGACCGAAAUUAUCAAAACUGACCACAAGACUAAGUUGUAUAUAUUUAAAAAACAUUAUUGAAUGUUUAAUAAUACCUCUAUCAAUAUUGUAAAUUAUUUAAGUAACUAAUAGAUUAGUUUGUACAUUUAUUUGUAAUAUAUGAUUUUUAAAAAUA
Molecule: messenger RNA, 4420 nt
Organism: Diorhabda carinulata
Lineage: Eukaryota; Metazoa; Arthropoda; Insecta; Coleoptera; Chrysomelidae
Product: transforming growth factor-beta-induced protein ig-h3-like
Exons: 5
Coding region: 2213-3052 (279 amino acids)
Biological process (GO): cell adhesion; extracellular matrix organization
Cellular component (GO): extracellular matrix
Molecular function (GO): cell adhesion molecule binding
Source: RefSeq, a predicted model, not a curated record